CUUUCAUAGGAACUCAUUUUUUUUGUCAAAGUGCAUUGCAACACCAGAAAAUGUAAAUAAUUAUCUGUUUUUUACGAAGUAAAUAAGUUUUGAAAGACAAUGCCCGAUUUAUUUGAUCUCGCAAAUUUGAUAAAGAACGUGGGUGUUGAUGCUGUCAAAAUAAAACAAGAGCCAGGACUACCCGAGAAAUCAUCCACUGAAAUUUUAACAGAAUUAUUCAGCACCUUCGAUGCCGAUGAUUUGAACAACUCACAGGAGAAUCAGGAUGAUGAUUCCAAUGCAGGUGACAAAUCAAAGAAGAGAAAAAAAAAGAGCAAGAAGAAGCACAAACACAAGGAGAAAAAACACAAGAAGAAAGAGAGGAGUGGGACUGACAGUGAGGCCGAUAAAGACGCAGGGGUAAAGAAGAAGAAAAAGCACCGAAAAAAAUUGAAACGUAGGAGAAAUUCAGGCUCGGCUGGCACGUCAGAUUCGGACGAACCGGCUCUCAAAAUAAAGAAAGAAUUCUCUCCGAAUGGAGCGAAGAGAAAUGAAGAUGAGACAGCACCUGAGACGAUGUUCGACCUGGUGCAGAAAAUGGUGAAAAAAGAUCCCGACGCAAAAGUGGCUGAGAAUGGCUGUGAUCCAAAAAAAAAUGCUGAGAGUCCGAAAUCACCGUCAGUAUCGAAGAACAUUGAAGAUAAUUUCGAUGACUCAGUGGCUCCUAGAUUACCUGAAAAAUCAGAUCAACCGGGGAAACCGAAAAUUCUGAUUAAAGACCUGAAGAACAGUGUUGUCUACAACGAAACAGUGAAAGAAGUGGAGAAUAUAGAGAAGGAAAAAGCAGCACGAGUGGAGGACGGUGAGAUAUCAGACAGUGACGAGGACAACAGAACGCCAACGCUGAGUCCAACCCCCCCUCCUGAUUCGUUUGAUCUGUCUGACAGUCCUUCGUCAAGUAGAAAGCAAUCGAGAUACCAAAGAGAAACUAGUCCUGGACCUUCGAUGAAAAAAGAUCUUCGAUAUAUUUUGAAGAAGAAAGAGAAGAUCAAGAAAUUGGAGAGUCGCAGGAGUUCUCGUAACGAAGAGGAUUCUCAAGAUAAAAAUAGAGAGUCACAUGGCAAGAGUUCAAGGAGCAGAGACAGUAAAAGAAGGAGCAAAGAUAGUCCUUCGAAGGACAGAAAAGAGUCUGAUUCAGCUAUUCACCAUGGCAAUAGACGAGAUCGCAGUCGAGGGAGGGAGAGUACGAGAACGAGGAGCACUGAGAGGAGGCACAGGGACAGGAGUGGCGAGAGACGAUCCACGAGGAGUAGAGACAGAAGCAGAUACAGCUCCGACAAUUUUGGCAGUAAUCGAAGCAGGAGUGUGGACAAACAUCGGGAUAGGUAUACGCGGGGACGAAGUAGGAGCAAAGAGAGAAAGGAGCGAAUUGAAAUUGACAAGAAGAAACUGCUGGAAAUAGCAAGGCGGAAUGCUAUAAAUAUGAUAAAACGAGGAACUCUACCUCUGGCCCAGCAGGACAAAGCUAUUGCUGCCAUUCAAGCUGGUGGAAAAACUGUCGAUGAAUUGAUAGAUUUUUGUAAAUCUCUUUCGAAGUCUGAAGCACUUGGGGAGCUCUCGAGUGUCUCCUCUGAUGAGGGUGGGAGUGAAUCGGAAAAAGGUUUUCAUCAUCCAUUCUUGUUGAAAGAGCGACCCAAUUCAAUUAUAAUGAACAUACGAGACUCCAAACAAAUACCCACAAAAACGUUCCAAGAGAGGACAGCAGAGUCAUCGAACCAACUGCGCCUUCAAUUUCCAGUGUCUAGCGGUCAGCAACAUCGCAGAAGUGAAAAUGAGUGGGUGGACGUCACUCCCACCCCACCACCCCCAUCAGUUAAAAAAUCAGAGCCAAAGAAGCUGUUCGUCCCAGCUACAACUCCAGCUGCUGAAGAACCAUUUGCAAUACUUCCAACUCGUCCAACUGCCCAUUCAAAAUCUGUUGAAACACCAACUCCUGAACCAACAGCUGCUCCUUUGAUAGGCCCAGUUGCUCCACCAGGUAUCCUGCCAGUGGCUCAGAAGACUGGAGUUUUUCCUCAGCUGCCUGUAGAAAAUGUCGACAUCGGAACGAUAGUUUCUCAACGGUUAGCGGCGAUGAGAAAACUCCGAGAGAAUCCAAAUGACGUAGAAGCCCUCAGUGAAAUGUAUCACGCACAAAGUGAGAUGAGAAAUUGGGCGGAGAGUAAGCAGAUGCCAGGUCAAUUCACUGGUAGCACUGGUGCUAGAGUACUAACUCCAGCUGAACUAACAUCAGGUUAUCAAGCAUGGGCACGUAAGGAUCAACUCACAUCGGCACAGCCGGUCUCUGGAGGAAUGGGAAUGGCGUUACUGCAAAAAAUGGGAUGGCGUCCUGGGGAGGGUUUGGGGAAGAAUAAGGAGGGGACCCUUGUGCCAUUGCAGCUGGAGGUCAAAUUGGAUAAGAGAGGACUGGUUUCCGAUCAGGAUAUUGGGCUGAAACCUGGCAAAAUGGCAAAACCCGUUGUACCUACGAUUAAAACUCUAGAAGGCAAACAUCCGGUAUCACUGCUCGGUGAAUUUUGCUCAAAACGAAAAUAUGGGGCUCCUGUCUACGAGCUAUGCUUCGAGUGUGGACCAGAUCACAAGAAGAAUUUCCUGUUCAAGGUGAUAGUGAAUGGAAUUGAGUACAAGCCGAGCGUAGCGAGCCCCAACAAGAAGCAGGCGAAGGCUGAGGCAGCGCAGAUCUGUCUACAGACCCUUGGUCUGCUAUCUGCAUGAUUUUUAUAAAAGCAUUUACAAGCAAUUGUAAAUUGUACAUUUUGUGUACCAUAGAUUUUCUGUCUCUAACCGUGUCUCUCGCCUCAAGAUAAU
This is a messenger RNA of Diachasma alloeum, 2847 nucleotides long. RefSeq names its product protein SON (gene Son). The transcript is spliced from 12 exons. Lineage: Eukaryota; Metazoa; Arthropoda; Insecta; Hymenoptera; Braconidae. Gene Ontology annotation, molecular function: RNA binding. Gene Ontology annotation, biological process: regulation of cell cycle; regulation of mRNA splicing, via spliceosome. The record is from RefSeq and is a predicted model, not a curated record. Bases 100 to 2754 code for a protein of 884 amino acids.